Messenger RNA from Naumovozyma castellii, 789 nucleotides. RefSeq lists its product as uncharacterized. The record is from RefSeq and is a predicted model, not a curated record. NCBI's taxonomy places the organism in Eukaryota, Fungi, Ascomycota, Saccharomycetes, Saccharomycetales, Saccharomycetaceae. Bases 1 to 789 code for a protein of 262 amino acids. The transcript has a single exon.
AUGGAUUAUGAAGGAAUAGAUAUUACGACCCCCGCACAGGAAGCCUUUUUAAUGAAGGAUAUGAGCCAACAAAGUAAGGUUGAGCCGCCACGCAAGACCAAGCCACCUAGUUCUAGCUCUAAUUCCAAGAAGACUGAAUCGCGACCAUAUAGUAGUAGGGGUAAAGAUACGCGACUGAAGAGAGGGUCUAAGAUUGGGAUGGAACCCACUCAUAUGGCUACAAACUCGGCGUUGAAUUUAAGGACACCGAAGAAAACGGGGAGACAUUCCAAAUCGGUGGAUAGCAUUGAGCCUAUGAAGGGGAUACAUCAUUUCCAUGGGUCCCCGGAUAAUAAUAAUACCAAUAAUAAUAGCAAGACGGAGAGUGAUACGAAUGUCGACAGGGUAUGGUCGGAUAUAGAUACAUUAGACGACGUUAAGAAGAUGGCGCUUGAAGACAAGACGGAUGGGUUCCCGCUGGACUUUGAGUCCCGAUUGACACAAGUACGUCGGUCUAAUGUGGACCUGCUAGUGGCGAUGCGAUCGAGAAAUGAGCGGUUAGCCAAGGAAUACGAGGUGCGAAUGGACGCAGGUGCAGGUUCCACACACAAAUGUUCCGGGGAGCACCACCCUGAGGGUAAACCCCAGGCAGAUACUACUAACAACGAGGAUGGAGGGAGCCCAUCAAGUCUUGGGCGGGAGUACUCAGGGCAGUUCACCGCUAUGUGUGGGAACAGAGACGCUGUCAUCAACCACGAGGAGGAGCGGUACGUGGAGACGAUGGUGGACAUUGUCAAGCGUUUGCGCUGA